AAACAAAACGACCCCUUCUCCCUUUCAACUUUACGAAAGCCGUAUUUGAUAUCGCACCCAUCUUCUUCUCCCUCACUCAGCCGAUCUUCUUUUCCCUCACUCAGCCGACGACGAAGAGGAACACCACUCUCCCUCACUCAGGUUGUAUCGCAUACAUGAGGGUUUUCAUUUUAGAUUUGGGAUUUUAAAUUUCGAAAUUAGGGAUUGAGAUUUCGGAUUUUAAAUUUCGAAAUGAGGGUUGUAAACUUUUGAUUCAAAAUUAGGGAUUCAGGAACACCACUCUCCCUUUCUCUCGUCAGUUCCCUAAAAAACCCUAGCCCAACAAGACCUCUCUCUUUCUCUCUCUCUCUUUCUAUGUUGUGAUAAAAACAAAAACACAGAGAUGGAGGAGUUUUUGUAUACUGAUAUCGAAUCUUUAUGUGCAAAACUCAGGUGUGGAAGUUGUGAGCAUUCUGUUCUAUUGGGGUGGAAAGAUUUUGCGCAAUCGCGAUGAAGGUGUGUCCUACGACAUCGAACCUCAGGGGUUGUAUAAUGUGCACAGGGGGAUAACAUUGGCCGAGUUGCAGGCUAUGAUGGUGCCGAAGGUUGGUACGCAUGGGGAAAUAAUGCGAUUAGAGUUUAAAUGUAGACUCCCAUGUUGAGGGAAGUAUAGGUUGCUGCCAAUCAAAGAUAAUGAGACCUUAAGUAAUGUUUUAGAGCUCCCACAUAAAUUAGGCCCUGAUUAUUUUUUGGAAAUCUAUGUGGAGAAGGAGAGCAAUUUUGGCGGCACAGAGAUGCCAAUUCCGGUGGGUGGGACAUUCACUCAAAUGUUGACACAAUCGCAAUCCCCUGACAAUACACUUAUACAGUCUGCACACAAGUUCCCUGAAGAUUACCCUCCAUUCAAUCAUUCUCAGAGUUACAAUCAAUUAAAUGCAUCACAGAACCUAGAUGGUUAUUACAAUGCCGGAGCAGGUCCAAGUGCCCCAACAACGUAUAAUCUGAUGGUUCUUACAACCCCAUAUCCCCACUGGAAUGAAGAAUGUCCUCCGGUUUGUAAUGUUCAACGUACACCGGAGAUGGCUGUACAAAAUUAUGCAUACUCCGAUGAUACAGUGCCAUUGUUUGACGAGGUUGGAGUUAGUGAUGAAGAUUCCGUGGAAGAUUUGGAUGGCGCAUGGGAAGGUGCGGACAAUGACUCCGGUGAUGACGAGGUUGGAGGGCAUCAUGAUAUACAGGAGGUACACACAAAUAUCCAUAUCCCUUUUUACCAUAAUUUGCAUUUCGACAAUGAUGGUUCCAUCACUAGCCGUGAUGUUGUCGAACGUUGGCCAUAGUGGGACUUCGAAACUGCUAAUUUGGAGAAAGGAAUGAUGUUUACUGAUAAGAAAAGACUAGUGCAUGCUGUUCAGUUGUAUAACCUGAAGCGCAAUCGAGAAUGCAAGGUCGUAGAAUCCAAAGGAAACAGUUGGGUGGCCGAGUGCAAGCACGGCUGCAACUGGAGAGUUCGGGCAACGAAGUUGAAAGACAAAGAUUUCUUUCAAAUUAGAAGGUUCGAAGCGCCGCAUCAGUGUGUAUACCCUAGAAUGAAUAGGGACAAUUGCAACCUCAAGUUCGAGGUCAUUGCUCAUUUCAUCAAGGCACAAAUUGCGAUAUCACCAGAAUUGCCUCUUGCUACCAUAAUUGAGGUCGUGAAGGAGAAGUUUCAGUUCACUAUAUCAUAUAAGAAAGCGUGGCUUGCAAGGACGAAGGCAGUUGCAAUGGUGUUUGGUGACUGGGACGAGUCGUACCGAAGGUUGCCUAGAUAUAUGGCUGCAUUGCAGUCAUUCAAUCCAGGCACAGUUGUCAUGUGGGACAUGAUUCCGAAUUUGCACUCUACCUCAAUCGGAACUGAAAUGUACAUGAACUAUGUGUUCUGGGCAUUUAAACCUGCAAUAGAAGGCUUCAAGUAUUGUCGUCCAGUGAUAUGCAUUGACGGUACACACUUGUACGGGAAAUACGAAGGGAAGAUUGUUGCGGCCACUGCAGUGACUGCUGCGGACAAGAUUGUACCUCUUGCCUUUGCUGUUGUUGACAAGGAGAUGAUCGAGAGUUGGGGUUGGUUCAUUACUCUGCAUAGGGGACAUGUGUGCCGUGACCGAGAGGGGGUCACAUUGAUAUCCGAUCGACACACAGCUUUGCUUAGUGCUGUGUCAAGAAUUUGGGACAAUCCAGCAGUUCAACCAAGAGGAUACCAUAGGUAUUGCUUGCGACACGUAUGUAGCAAUUUCAAUGAAAAAUUCGGCAAUACAGUAGCCAAGGAUCUUGUGUGGAGAGCUGGUUCUGCACGGCAAGUGCGGAAGUUUAAUAAGAUUAUGGACGAUAUCUACAAGCUCGAGAAGAAUGCUGAACGGUGGUUUAGACGGAUGAACCCUAUUCAUUGGACAUUGUGCCAUGAUGGUGGUUGUCGUUGGGGCAUAUUGACGACAAACCAUAUAGAGGGCUUCAAUGGUGUAUUGAAAGGCGCACGCAGUGUUCCCAUUACAGCAUCAGUUGAGAUCACUUUUUAUCGGCCCGUGAAAUAUUUUGACGAGGGCAGGACCAUUGCUGAAAAUGCAAGUAAUCGGGGUCACUUGUACACGACUAAUGUUCAACGAUGGAUUGAUGAGCACCAAGCUAAAGCGAAUGUGCAUAUGUUGGUACCGAUUAAUAGGGGAAUAGGGGAAUAUGAGGUGAGGACAGCACCGCAUGGGAUGGGGGGUAGUGCUCGUCAAAUAGUUAGUCUCCGACCACCGAGUUGUUCAUGUGGGAAGUACACAUUAUUUCACUUGCCAUGUUCCCACAUGCUUGCUGUGACAGCAGAUUUGGGCGAGGACCCUUUUCCUUUCGUUGCACCAGAGUAUAGGUUGGAAGUCCACAAGCGUAUCUUCGAGCAGAAGUGUAGGCCCAUGCCGCACGAGCACUAUUGGCCUGACAAUGAUUACCCAACUUUGCUUGCUAUUCCAGCUCGACAACGUCAAGUUAAAACGGGUCGUCCUCAACAUAGCCGCAUACACAACGAAAUGGAUACUUCCAGACAUAGUGGAUUGCACCAUUGUAGUUUGUGUUUGCAAAGAGGGCAUGAUAAGAGAAAAUGUCCAGCGAGAAUCCGAUCGAUUCGACAGUAGUUGUUUGUUUUCUUUAUAUAUUAGUUCCACGCUACUUUCUUUGAAUUGGAGUCAAUGUAAUAUUCAAUGAAUCAAUAUUCAGUAAAUUCAUAAUGUAUUUACGACUUCAAUUACUAAUGACAUAGAUUUGGUCAAAUGUGGCAAAUCUCUUCAAUUGCUUUAGUUGUUGCAAGUGUCCUUUGUGCACUGGAUUGUGCAAACUUUGGUGCGUUGAUGGUCGAUUGUGUCCUGACCUCGAUGGACACUAGUUUAUCUAAUGUUAGAAAAAUGCAAAUAUUCACAGAAUGAAUUGAUAAUCACCAAUAUAAAUGCAGUUUAUAUUCAAUGUGUGUUUUGCCACAUUUUGUUAUGUGGGAAACUAAUUUUUUUUAAAUCUUUUUUCCAAAAUCCAUUAUGUGGGUGAAGGCCCAUUUUAUGAAUUCAAUCAUUUCUCGGACAUUUACUACGUAUUCGUAUAUGCUUAGUUCUUGUAAAAAGUUUGACUAAUGUAUUUCAAAUCUACAUAAAACUCUCUUCAAACCUUCGUACUUCUUUCCUGUCCAAAUGACAGCUCCUUUAAAGUGAAAGCACGUUUUUUCAUGUCAUACAGGUUGACGUGACAACACACUGACAAUAACUUUUAUCACAUAGGUCUAUGACUCAUUUAGCAGAGGAGAUCCCAUUAUUGACUCAUCAGCAUCGAGCUGAUACGAUAUGACGUGAGUCGGCGAAAGAUCAGCCGAAAUUGAAAUGCUGACGAUCUGAUUCCGUCAUAUGGGACACCGCCUUGGACCAUAAAGUCCUACGUUGCUUACUCCGUGCGGGGUUCUACGGGGUGUAUCGAAUUGGGCCUAUUCGAUUGGACCACCAUCUCGUUACAACUCUCGUGGAGAGGUGGCACAUAGAGACGCGCACAUUUUAUUUUCCUGUUGGAGAGUCCACAGUUACAUUACAAGAUGUGGCUAUUCUAUUUGGCCUACCGGUUGACGGACACGCAGUCACUGGAAAAGACCCAGGAAAGAAGUUGGAUGAUUUGAUAGUGCUAUGUAUGGAGUUGUUAGGAGCAACACCUACAGCAGAAGACUUCAUAGGCUCAUCGCUUAAGUUGAAAUGGAUAUCAGAGCAUUUCCGUCACCUUUCACAUGAUGCAUUCGAUGAGACGGUUCAUCAUUAUGCUCGAGCCUAUAUUUUGUGGCUUAUUUGGGGGGGUACUCGUCCCCGAUAAGUCACAAAAUAUAGUCAAGAUGAUGUUUUUGCCACUACUUAGAGACUUUGACCGUAUUUCGGAGUACAGCUGGGGUGGUGCCACAUUGGCAUGUUUGUACAGGAUGUUGUGUCGGGCAACUAAGGCUGAUAUGAAGGAGAUAGCUGGCCCACUAGUGUUGUUACAAGUUUGGGCGUGGGAGAGAUUGAGCAGGAUCGCCCCUAGUCGGAAGUCGAACAUUGCUGCUGGCGAGCGUCCCAUAGGGGAGGGCGACCAGCUGUUACCACCUGGCUCUCGAGCUUGCAGGUGGAGGGUUCCUUUCAGCCAUGAGGUGAUAUCGACUAAUGUCGGUGUCAUCUUCUGGGACCAGUUCGACCACAUCGUGGAGGGGGAGUUCAUAUGGGAGCCUUACGGGAUGGAGGAUGACAUCAUGACCAGCUUUCCAUCGUAUUGUACCAUUGGUCGAGACAUAUGGAUGGCGCGAGUGCCACUUAUAUGCUUCGAUAUCAUUGACUGACAUCUCCCCGACCGGGUGCUUAGACAAUUUGGACGAGUUCAGAGUGUGCCUAAUCGCUUUGACGCCCACUUGGCUAUGCAUUUUAGGGAUAGGCGUGGCAAAAUGGGCAUUGAUUGGGCAAACGAAUACCAGUCAUUUAUUGGUGAGUGGAACAACAGACGUAACACCAUUGUCCAUGCUGAGAGGAGCAAUGAAGUGCUUACAUCUUUGGACCCAUACAUGUUAUGGUUUCGCCGUCAUACACGUCUAGUACUUAGUAAUCCGAGUGACAUUGCUGCCUUCGGAUACCAAGGCGUCGGGGGUAGUUUAGAGGGAUUGGUUCGUAGAGUUGCGAGGGCAUAUCACGUGGCAGACACUACCCAUAUUACACGCGAUGGUAGAGAGGGAUUGGAUGCCAUUGCCGAGAUACGGGAGUUAUUGUACGAUGGUUUGCAACAGGCACACCGACGUGACCGACUAGAUUUCGGCCACUUUGGUGAGGAUCCUUAUAUGGGGGUAGAUAUUACAUCGACAUCAAUGCCGCACCCGAAUAUGCCAUCCACUGAGCCAUUGACAUCAAUGCCUCCACCGCAUCCUACCGCACGUCAUGCACAUCAAUCGGACUAUUUCGAUAUGGAACACUUUGGUGAGGGACCUUCCAUGGUCCUGUCCCCUCAUGGUCCAUCUACAGCAAUGCAUACACCGCUGACUUCCCCACCUGAAUGUACCAAUUACACAUCCCAGUUUGCCCCUGAGGUAGAUCCUCUAAUGUCUGAACAUACUUCCACACACCAUGGCCAUAUAUUGGACCCCUCCUGGUCACCACCCCCAUAUAGGACAGCGGUUGGUACCCCGGUGACUCCCUUAGCACCACUGUCUACUACAUGUCUGUCUACUAUGAUUCCCUUUGCGUCGACAUUCACCGCACCCAACCCUUUCACAGUACCAUCAUCUCCUACCCCACCAUCAUCUCUUACACCACAUAUAACCUUCACCUACCAUGUUGAUCCACUCAUUACCCAUGACUUCCACAUUGACGGGGAGGGGGAGGGCCAGGUCCAUGCACCUACCAGAGGGACAGGUAGGGGUAAAGGUCGAGGGCGAGGGCGACGGCGACGCCAAGCAAUAGACCAUGACAAUAAUGCAGCGGAUGAUGGUGUUUCACAGCUUAGUGCCGUAUGUGAAGGUGUGCCGGAGGUGGUAUCAAAUGAUUGUACUACAGCCAUUGGUGAUGUGCAGCCAGCUUCCACAGAAGCGGGCGAGGGAGUCAUACGUGCGGCAGCGCAAGAUAUACUGAGAGUAUAUAGUAAGAGACCCAGGAGACAAACCCAUGGAAGGGGUUGUGGAACAGGGGGAAAAUUAGGACAUUAGGAACAACCAACAUUGGAAGGGGUAGCUGGUUGCUGGUUGCUGGUUGCUUGCUGCUUCUUCAUUCUGGUUGCUGCCGGCUGUGUGUUGCUGCUGCUGGGUUCGAGCAGUGAGCUGAUAAUUGGAUGAAACUGUGGAUAAACAAGCUGAAAAGCUGAGGAAUAUUUCUAGCAGGUAUGAGCAUGAUAAGAAGUUUUGGGUUGCAGCAGUUAAUAAUUUAGAGGAGAAGAUAAAGGUGAUGAAAGAGGAGCAUUCUCAACUCUCUCACGAAGCACAUGAAUGCUUUGAUUCAAUUCCUGAAAUGAAUAAAAUGGUUUUCGCAGUUCAGUCCUUGGUUGCACAGUGUGAGGAUCUAAAAGUCAAGUACAGUGAAGAGCAAAGAAAGAGAAGGAAACUAUAUAACGAAGUUCAGGAGGCAAAAGG
This is a messenger RNA of Camellia sinensis, 6595 nucleotides long. Lineage: Eukaryota; Viridiplantae; Streptophyta; Magnoliopsida; Ericales; Theaceae. The record is from RefSeq and is a predicted model, not a curated record.